Messenger RNA from Drosophila grimshawi, 837 nucleotides. It is a transcript of the gene cni, whose product is annotated as protein cornichon. The transcript has 4 exons. Gene Ontology annotation, biological process: endoplasmic reticulum to Golgi vesicle-mediated transport. Bases 135 to 569 code for a protein of 144 amino acids. Gene Ontology annotation, cellular component: COPII-coated ER to Golgi transport vesicle; endoplasmic reticulum membrane. NCBI's taxonomy places the organism in Eukaryota, Metazoa, Arthropoda, Insecta, Diptera, Drosophilidae. The record is from RefSeq and is a predicted model, not a curated record.
UGAUUCACACACACAUGUAGCAGGGUACGUAGUGCGUAUUUAUAACAAUUGUACAAAAAAUAAACGAAGAAUUUGGAUAUUAAUUUCCAAAACAUUUAAAGCCAGCCAACAGUAUUUGAAUAACGCCCGCUACAAUGGCCUUUAACUUCACCGCAUUCACGUACAUUGUGGCGCUUAUCGGCGAUGCAUUUUUAAUAUUUUUCGCAAUAUUUCAAGUCAUUGCGUUCGAUGAGCUAAAAACAGAUUAUAAAAAUCCAAUUGAUCAAUGCAACAGUCUCAACCCGCUCGUUUUACCCGAAUAUUUGUUGCACAUUUUUAUAAAUUUAUUAUUCCUGUGCUGCGGCGAAUGGUAUUCUCUGUGCCUCAACAUGCCCCUCAUUGCCUAUCAUAUAUGGCGCUACAAGAAUCGUCCAGUGAUGUCGGGUCCGGGCUUGUAUGACCCAACUACAGUGCUGAAGACGGACACGUUAGCGCUUCAUAUGCGUGAGGGUUGGAUUAAAUUGGCCGUCUACUUAAUUUGCUUCUUCUGCUAUAUAUACGGCAUGGUUUAUUCGCUCAUCUCGACAUAGAGGUGGAGAGCAACUGCCUGGGGAUCUCAUUGUUGUUGGCACCUACAGCGCAUCCACUAUGUACAACAUUUACAAACAUUAAACAAAUUGUCAUCUUGUAUGCGCCACACACACCACACACACACACUCAACUCCGUGUCGAAGCGAACAAUAUUUUCAUGUGUAAAGUUUUCGGAAGUUUGUAAUUCAUAAAUGCGAUUCAUAACAAAGAUAUCUAAGGCAAUCCUCUAUUAUAUAUAUUUUGUCUGUAUUGUUGGAGAUUUGUAAC